UGUGGCGCUCCCCAUAUUUAAUGGCAUCAUCACUUCCUCACGCCUCCAACGUCUUCUUGCAUUCCAUCCUUUCUUCUCUUCUUCUUCUUCUUCUUCUUCUUCACAUCGUCGUCGUCAUCAUCCAUGGCGUGUGUAAUGUGAAAUCAGCGAGCUCGAUAUAUACUCCAUUAAGCUAAGCUGGUUGAUCUCUCGUGUGUUCCAAAUUAAUCCGCGUGGUUAAUUAGCUCUAGCUAGAGAUCGGUAGCUCUCGACUAGUUGGACAUGGCCGCCACGGGCGUGCUCGUCGUCGUUGUGGCGCUCGUGUUCGCCGUGACGGUGGCUGGCGGCGGCGGCGCCGGAGUAGGAGGUGAUGGCGGGUUCAUCACGUGGGAGGACCUGAGCAUGCCGGCCGGGGCGGCGCGGAGCAGCACGUGGGACGACACGGCCGGCGGUGGCGGCGGCAAGAGGAGCGGCGGCGGCGGCGGCGGCGAGCAGCGGACGACGAUCGUGGUGUCGCCGGACGGGACGGGGCACUCGCGCACCGUGCAGGGCGCCGUCGACAUGGUCCCCGCCGGCAACACGAGGAGGGUCAAGAUCGUCGUCAGGCCGGGCGUCUACAGGGAGAAGGUGACGGUGCCGAUCACGAAGCCGUUCGUGUCGCUGAUCGGCAUGGGCACCGGCCACACGGUGAUCACGUGGCACUCGCGCGCGUCCGACGUCGGCGCGUCGGGCCACCAGGUGGGCACCUUCUACUCCGCCUCCGUCGCCGUCGAGGCCGACUACUUCUGCGCCAGCCACAUCACCUUCGAGAACUCGGCGGCGGCGGCGGCGCCGGGGGCGGUGGGGCAGCAGGCGGUGGCGCUGAGGCUGUCCGGCGACAAGACGGUGCUGUACAAGUGCAGGAUACUGGGGACGCAGGACACGCUGUUCGACAACAUCGGGAGGCACUACCUCUACAACUGCGACAUCCAGGGCUCCAUCGAUUUCAUCUUUGGCAACGCAAGGUCCUUGUACCAGGGUUGCACGCUGCACGCCGUGGCGACGAGCUACGGCGCGAUCGCGGCGUCGCAGCGGAGCUCGCCGUCGGAGGAGUCCGGGUUCAGCUUCGUCGGCUGCCGGCUCACCGGCUCCGGCAUGCUCUACCUGGGAAGAGCAUGGGGCAAGUACUCCAGAGUGGUGUACUCCUACUGUGACCUCAGUGGCAUCAUCGUCCCCCAGGGAUGGAGCGACUGGGGUGAUCAAUCAAGAACAAAGUGAUCAACUUUCCUGCCAUUUAAUCACACACUCAAUUUGCUGCUCUUGAUUAAAAUUACAGUUACAAUUAUAAUUGCAGCUACUCUGUCAGGUUCACAUGGCAUAUUAAUAUUAUUGAUCGAAGAGAUUAUAUUUUAGCUGAAUUUUACUAGUUACCAACUUACCAUCCUCGAUGAUCAAAUGGCAUAGGAAGUGGUUGGGAGUUGCAUUGCAGGCUCACCAAACAGUCUUGAUAGGGGAAUUCAGUUACCACAUGUGACAAGGCUGUUACCAAAUGAGUUCCUUUUCUUUUCUGAAAUCCUAGAGACGAUACUGCCAUAUCAUAUCCGUCAGAAAAUGACAGAGAAUGUGUCUGAAUCUUCUGACAGGACGGUGCUGUUCGGGGAGUACAACUGCAAAGGGCCAGGGGCGAGCACGAAGCAGAGGGUGCCGUGGUCGCGGACGCUCACCUACGACGAGGCGCGGCCGUUCAUCGGCCGGAGCUUCAUCAACGGCGAGCAGUGGCUCCGGCUGUAGAUCAUCGCCGAUUCUUCACAAGUUCAGAAAGUUCAGACUGCUGCUGGUUCCUUCUCCACUGCAGUCUGCAGAUAGAACAUGUACCUAGUAGAUAUAAUAGCUGACAUGUAACGAUGUACCAUGUAACAAACUUUGACAUACAUCCAUAUGUAGUGAGAUGAGCAGCCCCAUCAUUUCACUUAUCUUUAUGCUUA
Molecule: messenger RNA, 1943 nt
Organism: Oryza sativa Japonica Group (Japanese rice)
Lineage: Eukaryota; Viridiplantae; Streptophyta; Magnoliopsida; Poales; Poaceae
Product: pectinesterase QRT1
Biological process (GO): cell wall modification; pectin catabolic process
Molecular function (GO): pectinesterase activity
Source: RefSeq, a predicted model, not a curated record